GCCUCUUCCAUUGGGAAAUCCAGCUUGACCAGCUUCCCUCUCUGCUGGGUUUAUAAAAUCCCUGUCCGACCCAAGGGCAAUGCUUGCUUCCCAAAAGGGCACUAUGGGGUCCAGGCUUCUCCUCCUGGGUCUUCUUCUCUUCUGGGCUGGUUUGUCUUAUGCUAACAAGAAGAGAGAUAUCUGCCUCCUUCCUCCUAAACAAGGCAAAUGUGAAGCCUACAUUCCUAGUUUCUUCUUCAACCCAAAAUCAGGAAAGUGUGAGAAAUUCAUUUAUGGUGGAUGUGGUGGAAAUGAGAACAGAUUUGGGACCGAGAAGGAGUGUCUCCAGGCCUGCUCAGAGAAACCAGGAGUGUGCCCUGCAACAACUCCACCCGGAGAACUCGAUCCUUGUUUCUUCCCCUGCUCGAGUGACAGACAAUGCCCCGGCAAGAAGAAGUGCUGCACAAUUGAGUGCGGUAAUGCCUGCUUGGAUCCAGUGCUUGAAAAGCCCGGGAAAUGUCCAGUUCCACCCAAAGGCAAAAUAGCAACUUGCAUAGCUAGAUGCAGCUCGGACCAGGAUUGCCUUGGGUACCAGAAGUGUUGUGACUGGGCAUGCACGAAAGACUGCUUUGACCCUGUCUUUGGCUGACCUCCAAAGAGGCUUGGAUCUAUGGAUAGCCACCACCGGAGAUGCCUGGCCACAGUUCCUCUGCCCAUAUCUUCUUGCUUCUAGAGAAACUAAAUCUCAUUCUGCAGCAUUCCCACUUGCCCCAUUGAUGAGGAUCCCAAUUCUGCUUGCGUAACUCUCUUCAUUCCCUUGACAAUAAAUUGCACAAUCCUCUGAA
This is a messenger RNA of Anolis carolinensis (green anole), 824 nucleotides long. Its product is annotated as chelonianin. Gene Ontology annotation, biological process: negative regulation of peptidase activity. The coding region runs from base 80 to 628 and encodes 182 amino acids. Gene Ontology annotation, molecular function: serine-type endopeptidase inhibitor activity. The transcript has 5 exons. The record is from RefSeq and is a predicted model, not a curated record. Lineage: Eukaryota; Metazoa; Chordata; Lepidosauria; Squamata; Anolidae. Gene Ontology annotation, cellular component: extracellular region.